AUCUUCAAAAUACCCCUAUGCAGUAAAUAUAUGAUUCGACUUUAUUUUAGGAGAAAAGAAGAAGAAUAAUUAUUAGCUCUGUUAGCUGGCUUAGCAGCUAUCGAAAUGAUAGAAGAAUAGCGACAAAAAGAAGAAUAAUAAAAAUUAGUGUUUCUGCUAUCCCUUUUAGCACUAUAAUAAAGCGAAAAAUAGAAAAAAGUGCUUUAGUUAGUUUCUUGUUGUUAGGAUUCCUGUUCAUGUAAAAGAAAAAACAAGAGUAUUAAAAGUUGGUAACACCAUUGCGGGGGAAAUGUAUAUUAAACAAACUAAGGAACAAUAAUGUGCGAGAAAUGUGGAUUAGAAAAACCCUCUCAUUAUUGGUAUUUAUAUUGCUAAAAUGAAACGGCGGACGACUACAAUUAUCCUGUCAAUUCCUUUGAUAAUUGUAUAUUUAAUUGUGGGGAAUCGUUAAAAUAAGUUAAGGAUAAUAAAGUUGCUCUUGAUUUUUUAAAGGAAUACUACAAUGCCCUUAAAAGUUAAAUGGGAAAUGGUAGAAGAUGAAUUGCUUUGGCGUUAUA
Molecule: messenger RNA, 557 nt
Organism: Paramecium octaurelia
Lineage: Eukaryota; Ciliophora; Oligohymenophorea; Peniculida; Parameciidae
Source: the annotation of a GenBank genome assembly